AUGAAUGUUCCACCACCAAUCCCUCCGCGACCUCCGGGUUAUGAGUUGAGAACACCGGCAAACCCACCUCUGCCACCGAGACCGGGUGCACAGCAACAGCAAGGACAGUACAUCCCCUCCAGUCCUCCUCCGCAAACUUUUGGUCCACGUCCUGGCCAGGGUUCUUAUGCGGGACCUCCGGGGCAGCCUAGCCAGUGGUCAGACCUUCAUUACCCUGAUGGCACACCGACGCCACUGUUUGAGCAGUUUAUGGCUGUCGUUUUCGCGCAUUUGGAUCCUCAAAAGACAGGAUACAUAUGGCCAGAAACCUUGUCAAACUUUCUUGACCUGAGCGAAUUUGAAGAGAAUGUUUGGAAAUCAAACCUCAAGGGCAACAUCAUGUACACCCCCGAGGACAUUGCCGACGCCGAGCUCAAAUGGACAUACGAGGCAUGGUCCUUUGACCACAAGGCAACAACACGAUCCCCCGGGCGGCAGCAGUUCCCCUUUGGCGGACUACCGCUCUUAUCGCUGCGCGGCUUCACCGACAUGAUGGCCUUGGAGUACGCCUCGGACCCGAUGCGCGGGCACCGCGGCCUCAAUGUCGUGCUGACCACGUACCGCAUCUGGCCGCAUCUCGGUCCCUUGCCCCGGAGCUGUCUGCCUGCAGCCAUGCCGGACCCGGUCCGUCGACGUGUUGCUGCGGCGCGCCGCACUGCCGAGGCUAACGCCCGCGAGAUCCUCGAUGCCAAUCAGGCGCGGUUGCGGAUCGAGGCCCAAGGGCGCCAGUAUGCCCUCGAACUGUUGGAUCCGCCCUAUGUCAGGAGGUACUAUUACUGA
Molecule: messenger RNA, 819 nt
Organism: Pestalotiopsis fici W106-1
Lineage: Eukaryota; Fungi; Ascomycota; Sordariomycetes; Amphisphaeriales; Sporocadaceae
Exons: 2
Coding region: 1-819 (272 amino acids)
Source: RefSeq, a predicted model, not a curated record